Ostreococcus lucimarinus CCE9901 is the source of this 312-nucleotide messenger RNA. RefSeq lists its product with no specific name. Lineage: Eukaryota; Viridiplantae; Chlorophyta; Mamiellophyceae; Mamiellales; Bathycoccaceae. Gene Ontology annotation, biological process: spliceosomal snRNP assembly; RNA splicing. Gene Ontology annotation, cellular component: U2 snRNP; catalytic step 2 spliceosome; U4/U6 x U5 tri-snRNP complex. Gene Ontology annotation, molecular function: RNA binding. The transcript has a single exon. The coding region runs from base 1 to 312 and encodes 103 amino acids. The record is from RefSeq and is a predicted model, not a curated record.
AUGGACGCGAGAGACGGCGAUAAGGAAGAGAAUGAGUUCGUCACCGGGCCGCUGAGCGUGCUCACGGCGUCGGUGAAGGCGAACACGCAGGUUUUGAUCAAUUGUAGAAACAAUCGCAAGCUCUUGGCGCGCGUCAAGGCGUUCGAUCGACACUGUAACAUGGUGCUGGAAAACGUGAAGGAGAUUUGGACUGAGGUGCCGAAGACGGGGAAGGGGGCGGCGAAGGCGAAACCGGUGAAUAAAGAUCGAUUCAUCUCCAAGAUGUUUUUACGAGGCGAUUCGGUGAUUUUGGUGCUGCGUAACCCAAAGUAA